CGUCAAACACAUUCCUUUUCCAGCAAGUUGCUUUCGGUUUUCGCGACGUGUUGCGGUUAAAGUGCUAGUAAAUUUUCAGGAAAUCUAGCGACAAAAUGCAAGGAGUGGCUAUUUUUAUCGAUGCCGAGAUCGAAGAUCAGGCACAAGAGCUACGAAAGUUUUUUAAGAAGCUCGGAGCUGAGAUCAGCGAGGAAAAGUCCUCCAAGGGAAUUGAGGAUGAUUUGCACAAAAUCAUUGGUGUUUGCGAUGUUUGUUUCAAGGAUCCGAGUCCGGAAGAGAUCGAUGCCGUUUUAAACAGUGUCGUAUCGAUUAUUGUUUCCAUCCCGUUGGAACGGGGCGAAAAUUUGAUUCUGGCUUUCUGCGAGAAGAUGACAAAGGCUCCGGACCAGACCAUGGCUCGAGUUUGUCUGCAAUCUCUUUGGCGCUUGUUUAGUAAUCUGGAAGCAACCUCUCCCCUGCGCUACCAUGUUUACUACCAUCUGGUACAGGUGGCUAAGCAAGCAGAUCAGGUUAAGGAGGUUUUCUCAGGAGUGGAUCAGCUCAAGACACAAUUUACUCAGUGUCCGCCGUCCAAUGAGCAGAUGCAAAAAUUGUAUCGGUUGCUGCAUGAUGUUCUAAAGGACAUCAAUGGCGAAUUGGCUUCCAAGGUUAUGAUUGAGCUACUGGGAACUUAUACCGCCGAAAAUGCUUCAUACGCCCGUGAAGACGCUAUGAAGUGCAUUGUGACGGCGUUGGCCGACCCGAAUACCUUCCUGUUAGAUCCCUUACUGUCUCUUAAACCGGUUCGAUUUCUGGAGGGUGAGCUAAUCCACGAUUUGCUGUCGGUAUUCGUUUCGGAGAAGCUACCAAGCUAUCUGCAGUUUUAUCAGAAUCAUAAAGAAUUUGUGAAUUCACAGGGAUUGAACCACGAGCAAAACAUUAAGAAGAUGCGUCUGCUAUCGUUUAUGCAACUUGCUGAGGGCAAUCCAGAAAUGACUUUCCAGCAGCUGCAGGAUGAAUUGCAAAUCGGAGAAAACGAGGUGGAACCAUUCAUCAUUGAGGUGCUGAAAACGAAGCUGGUUCGAGCCCGAAUGGAUCAGAAGGCCCGCAAGGUGCACAUUUCCAGCACCAUGCAUCGGACUUUUGGAAGGCCUCAGUGGCAACAGCUACGCGACUUGCUGUACGCGUGGAAAGCGAAUCUUACCGUUGUUCAGGAAAAUAUGAAAUCCGUUGCCGAAGCGCAGGUCGAGCUUGCUCAUAAGCAGUAAGUCGGUUUAGAAAAAAAGAGUGCUAUUCGAAAAGUGAGUCUUCAAUAGAUAAAAAUCAAUUGCGUGACAGCCAAUAGACUAUCUAAAAAUCGAGUGACAAGUAAAAGUGCCCGUUUCAUCUUACGUCCCAGCUGCUGCAAUAAUUUGACCAGCGGGCGAAGAUUCCUAGUGCGUGAGUGAAGAACAGAAAAGGACUGAACAGAGGAAGACACUAAGGUUACUUUCAGCAGGGGUUUAUUCAAGGGAACGCCGGCUUUUCCCGGGUAGUUUUGGCUGCGUUAAGGGAGGGCGGUUCUUAGUGGGUGGGUUGUUUCGUUCAUCAAACAAAUCUGCAUCGUUAGAAUGUAAAGGAUUAACAGUAAGCUUGUAUUAAUUGAAAAUGU
Molecule: messenger RNA, 1630 nt
Organism: Topomyia yanbarensis
Lineage: Eukaryota; Metazoa; Arthropoda; Insecta; Diptera; Culicidae
Gene: eIF3m
Product: eukaryotic translation initiation factor 3 subunit M
Exons: 4
Coding region: 96-1247 (383 amino acids)
Biological process (GO): cytoplasmic translational initiation
Cellular component (GO): eukaryotic translation initiation factor 3 complex; cytoplasm
Molecular function (GO): translation initiation factor activity
Source: RefSeq, a predicted model, not a curated record